Microdochium trichocladiopsis is the source of this 3133-nucleotide messenger RNA. RefSeq lists its product as uncharacterized. Gene Ontology annotation, biological process: response to oxidative stress. The record is from RefSeq and is a predicted model, not a curated record. Gene Ontology annotation, molecular function: oxidoreductase activity, acting on paired donors, with incorporation or reduction of molecular oxygen; peroxidase activity; iron ion binding. Bases 34 to 3024 code for a protein of 996 amino acids. The transcript is spliced from 3 exons. Lineage: Eukaryota; Fungi; Ascomycota; Sordariomycetes; Xylariales; Microdochiaceae.
CUCUUCAACACUGCCCGCCUCAUCACCUGCGGCAUGUAUAUCCAGAUCGCCAUUCAUGAUUACCUGCGUUGCUUGAUGCUCAUGCACGCCAAGGAUACGGCGUUUACCCUAGACCCCCGAGUGUCCUUCCCUGAGCACAACAACAAGACUGGUCUCCAGCGUGGCGAGGGCAACAUGGUGUCUGUCGAGUUCAACCUUCUCUAUCGGUUCCAUAGCCCCAUCUCAAAGCGCGAGGCAUGGUGGACUGAAGACAUGUUUGUGCAAUUACUGCAAGAUCGCAACAUGGUCGUGGAAACAAAGGCGGAAGAGAACAUGAAGACCAAGUUCACAAAGGAGACAAUUGUCGAUGGGGAGAUCCCUUUCCCAAUCUUCCGUCACAUGAUUGAUGGCAUGAAGAAUGCAUCCAAGGUUCGUCGGGACCGCCUUGCCUACUUCCCAGCUGGCCUCGAUCCCGUGGGUGGGUGGAAAGAGAAGGACGACCAAGGCCGGAGAGUCGAUGGGCCCGAAACCUUCCGCUUUAAGCGCGGCAAGGACGGCAAGUUUGACGACGCUCAAUUAGCAGCUGAGCUCAUGAGGGUCAUGGAAGACCCCAUCUCCUCGUUCGGAGCCAACAAUGUCCCUCGCGUGCUAAAGGGAAUCGAGAUUAUGGGUAUGCUGCAAGCUCGUCAGUGGGAAGUUGCCACUUUGAACGAGUUCAGGCAAUUCUUCAACAUGUCGCGCCACACUCACUUCGAAGAUAUCAACAGCGACCCGAAGAUUCAGGAGAAGCUCCGCGACCUCUACAAAGAUCCUGAUCUCGUCGAGCUGUACCCCGGCCUCUUCUGCGAGGGUGAAUCCCAAUGCUUGGAUCCCGGUACUUCAUGCCCUAACAAGCAGUCGACGGCUUUGUGGCGUGCGGUCUUCAGCGACGCUGUAACGCUUGUGCGGUCGGAUCGUUUCUACACUCUAGAUUGGAAUGUAGGGUCUCUGACUGCCUGGGGCAUGAAGGAGGUCACUUCGGACCCCAACGUGAACAAGGGCUCCGUGAUGCACCGCCUUUUCCAAAGGGCGCUGCCGGGCUUUUUCAACUACAACUCGCUGCACAUGUGGCAGCCUUUCUAUACUCCAACCAUGAACGUCCAGCUGGCGCAGGAACAGGGAUAUCUUUCGUUCCUCGACCUGAAUGGGUUGGAAGAUGAAAAUGGAGCGCCUUGGGAUAUCAAGAUGAAGAAUGGCAAGGUCCUGACGGAUUUCAAGCGCCUGUGCCAGGUUGACAAGAAUGGCAAGGGCAGGCAGGUCCGGAAAUGCCUGAAGCUCGACUUGCCCACCCGAUGGCUGGACAAGAACUGGGUCAUGCAGACGACCAAGGCGACCAGGAUCGGUUGCGGCAAGCACGAGUACCCGUGGCGCGGUGGUGAGAAGGCCUACAUGGCCAAUGUGCUGAUCGAGAUCAAUGAUUAUGAGGUCAUUCGGGACAGCCUCUUCGCCGAGGGCGAGAGCAUCAACUUUGCCAACCCAUCCAUUCUGAGCGCAGACGACAUCCCGGGACAAGUCCUUUCUGCCAUCAUGACGAAACAGUGGAACAAGUGGGAGUCGGCUUUCCGGAUUGUCUGGGGUGGCCUUGGCCCGGACUGGGAGGAGACAUUCAUGAACUACUUUGUCGAAGUGAGCCAGGAGAUCCGGCUGCGUGAGCAGCGCACUUUCCAGAAGUGCCCCAACGGUGAUCAAGUGUUCCAGAUCGACAUUGUCUCCGACUAUGCCAUCCCUGUGGUUACACGUUUCAUUGCCGACUUCCUCGGCUUCUGGACGGAGGUCAAGACGCCGCAGUUCCUUGACAGGCCGUACUCUGAGAAUCAGAUAUACCGCCUUCUGGAGAACUGCCAGAACUACGACUCGUACGAUGCUGACCCCACCAAGACCUGGGCUCGUCGCAUGGCCUACCGUGAGUCCAUCAAGACCCUCAAGGGCCUCACCGAGCUGGGUAUCAGGAAAUACGAACCUUAUUUGUUCGAGCACGGGUUCCUCGGCAUUGGAUCUCGCUCUUACGGCUUUGAUGGCGACUCGAAACAGGUUCGGACCAUUCGCAAGAUCGCCGUUGGGAUCGUGCGUGGCCUGACGACCGCCAACUUCACUCAUGAGGAGAUCGUGGCGGUCAUGCUGUCGACCGCCCUUGAUGCUGCUCAGAAGACAGUCGUCACCUUCACUGAGGCAAUGGCCUAUUUCAUCGAUCCCAGGCAAGAUCUGGGGGGUGAGGAACAUGUCAUUGAUGCACACGACGAGCGUACAAAGCUCUGGGGUCAGCUCCAGGCUCUUGCCUGGCAAGACGCCAAGAAGUUGCCAAAUGGCAGCCUGCAGUUCAAGAACGACCCAGAAAUCGAUGAGAAGAUUCUGGGUUACGUUCUCGAAGCCCAACGAUUCAACCCUUACAUGAGGGUCCCACGUGUCUGCAACCCAGUCGGCAAUGGCAACGACCUUGUCUUGGCCAAUGGACUGACGGUCAAACGGGGAAAGACGCUCCUUGUCAACAUGUAUGCCGCCUAUAAGAAUCUGCCUCAAGACUACGAAGACUUCCCCCACUCCCACAAGUUCGAUCCGACUCGGGAGACCGCAUCAUACCUGAUCUACGGUGGUGACGGCAAGAUCUUCACUCGGCGUCUUGCCCUCAUCGCCAUUACCGGCAUGGUCAAGCACACGGCCCAUCUCAAGGAGCUCCGCGUUGCCCACGACAAGAUUGGACGGCUCAAGCGCGUACAGACUCCCAGAGGCAAUUGGUACUACGCCACAGUGCAGUGGGACAACCUUGUUUCGUCGCCAAUUACGUGGAAUCUCCGAUUCAAUGGUGUUGGCAAGGGCGUCUGGGAGCAGGGCGACAACGCCGACCAGGGCCACGGGCAGAACCAAGUUGUCAUUGUCCCGAAGGCGCCAGCCAAAGCGGGCCAGGACUUCGGGACGAAUGGCUAUGCGUCUGCAAACGGCAGGCGUGAGGCGAAGCCCGGUGACUACGUAAAGACCUCGGCUAGAGAGCUGUCUCAAGUGUCUCUGUGAGGGGGUUGGCGGUAGGAGUUUACUCUUCAGUGUCUGAGUAGGUGAUUGUAUCUAGGGAUUUCUCUAGCUUGUGUACUGUUUCAGUCUAUCACAUUAUUUAACAUAUCAC